This is a messenger RNA of Dovyalis caffra, 465 nucleotides long. NCBI's taxonomy places the organism in Eukaryota, Viridiplantae, Streptophyta, Magnoliopsida, Malpighiales, Salicaceae. The record is from the annotation of a GenBank genome assembly.
AUGCAAGUCCAACUGUUGAUGAUUGUUCAUCAUAGAAAUUUGGUCUCCCUCAUUGCUUAUUGUGAUGAGCAUGGAAACAUGGCACUUGUUUAUGAAUACAUGGCUAAUGGGAACUUGCGCGAGCAUUUAUCAGGUAGAAAAGAGCACAAAUUUGUUGAAUUGGAGAGAAAGGCUUCAAAUUGCAGUAGACGCAGCACAAGAUUUCGUUCAUCAGGAAACUUAAAUAAGAAGAGUGAUGUUUACAGCUUUGGUAUUCUUCUACUUGAGCUACGAAGAGUGCAACACUCACAUCCUUCAAUGGUACAAAGGGCGGACAUGAGUUAUGUUUUGAUAGAGCUAAAGGAAUGUUUGGCCAUGGAGGUGUCAUCUGAAAGGACACUUACACAGAAUAGGUCGACCAGAAUGCGCGAUUCCAUUGAAAUGAACUUGGUUCUUGUAACAGAUAUGGCUCCACAUGCUAGGUAG